Molecule: messenger RNA, 1728 nt
Organism: Anthostomella pinea
Lineage: Eukaryota; Fungi; Ascomycota; Sordariomycetes; Xylariales; Xylariaceae
Source: the annotation of a GenBank genome assembly
AUGGCCGCUCCCGAGGUUCACCACCUCUUCCACCAUCCGAUUGCCGACCACUCGUUCUCUGCUGACCGCAAGACGCUGGCCGUCGCCAAAGACUCGGCUCUCGAGCUGUAUGGCAGAGUGGGCAGCGCCUUCAAGUUGAAGGACGAGUUGAAGGGCCACGACAAGACCAUCACCAGUGUCGAUAUCGCCGCCAACAGUGGCCGCAUUGUCACAUGUUCUCAAGACCGAAACGCCCUGGUCUGGGAGCCGUCCCCUACGGGCUACAAGCCCACCCUAGUUCUCCUGCGCAUUGCUCGAGCAGCGACCUUCGUCCGCUGGUCUCCUUCCGAGACCAAGUUCGCCGUCGGAUCUGGUGACCGCGUCAUCGCCGUCUGCUACUUUGAGGAGGAGAACGACUGGUGGGUAUCUAAGCACUUGAAGAAGCCCAUUCGGAGCACCAUCACCACCGUCAACUGGCAUCCCAACUCGGUCCUGCUGGCUGCUGGCUCCACCGACGCCCAUGCCAGAGUCUUCUCCAGCUUCAUCAAGGGUGUCGAUGCCCGUCCAGAACCUAGCGUAUGGGGGGAGCGCCUGCCUUUCAACACCGUCUGUGGCGAGUUCCUCAACAACUCGGCCGGCUGGGUACACUCGGUCGCCUUCUCGCCCAGCGGCAAUGCUCUUGCUUUUGCCGCCCAUGACAGCAGCAUUACCGUUGUCUACCCAACGGGCCCAGAGCAACCCCCGCAGGCCGUCAUUAGUGUCAACACUCAAUUGUUACCUUUCAUGAGCAUGAUAUGGAACGGUGAAACCGAAAUCAUUGCGGCUGGCUACGACUGUGAGGCCUUCCGAUUUCAAGGAGAUUCCUCGGGCUGGCAGCUGAGUGGUACCCUGGAAGCCAAAGGAAGACCUGGCUUGGGCGAUGCCCGAGAAGAGUCCGCGUUGAACAUGUUCCGACAAAUGGAUUUGAAGGGCAAGGUCAAGGACGACACUCAGCUCAAGACGGUUCACCAGAAUACCAUAUCGACAGUCCGUAUCUACGAGGGGAACGGCGAGUCCGUAAGCAAGUUCAGCAAUCGGCGGACCUCAGAAUCAGCAUUGUCAUCGCUAGUCUCCGACGACCAGACCAUCAGCAUCCACAGCGGCGACUCUGAGCACGUGCCGCGCAUCCACGCCGCUGUCCACACCAUCCAUGGCAUCUGCCUUGAGGCGACGAAGACGUAUCUCUGCACGCACGAAGCCAACCGCCGGUUACGAGCGAGCAGUGGUAGCGGCAGCCAGCAUCACGACGCGCCCCGCACACCUUCGGACAGCCAGCCCCCCUUCACCUACUCCUAUUCCUACAACGCUUCUCAGUCGCAGACGCCGUCAUCACAGCAGUCCCACCCGAGCGACCACAACAAGAGCCACCGCAGCGACAGGUCCAGAGACAAAGACACCACGAUCCCACCCGCCACCAACUCGCUCCUGCACAACGUCAGCAGCAUCUGCGGCAUGAUCUGGACGGGAUCGCAGCGGGACCGGCUGGACGUCCUCAACGUCGAGCGGCUCGCCGUCGACAGCAUGGCGCGCCUGCUGGCCUGGGCCGAGACGGUGGCGCUCGGCGACUACGACGAGUGGGCGUUCGCCGGGGAGGUGCUCGAGGCUGGCCACCAUCUGUGCGCCUGGCUGGGCGUGCCUGACGCCGUCCAGGCGAUGGAGACGCUGGAGGCGGAUCUGGCGGGCUGGGGUCGGCAACACGAUGCCAUCUGA